Molecule: messenger RNA, 3078 nt
Organism: Plasmodium vinckei vinckei
Lineage: Eukaryota; Apicomplexa; Aconoidasida; Haemosporida; Plasmodiidae
Product: conserved Plasmodium protein, unknown function
Exons: 1
Coding region: 1-3078 (1025 amino acids)
Source: RefSeq, a predicted model, not a curated record
AUGAACAUCACAAAAAACAACUUGAAAGCUUUUAAUCUAUUAAAAAAAAAUGAAAGAAAUGUAAAUGUGUUUAAAUAUAAAAACAAUUUUUACUUAAAACAUAAAGAAUUGAUCAAAUCAUGUGAAAAUCAAAAAAAUAAAGAGGGUAUAAUUUUAAAAAGUUAUUUAUUUAAAAAGGAGAAAGCCUAUUUAAAUGAAAAGGAUAUUGGAAAAAUUCUGAACAAGGUCAUAAAAAAAAAAAUAAAAAAUGAGUAUAUAUGGGAUAGUAUACAAAACUUACUUUUUAAAUUUCAUUUAAGGAAUAUAGAAGAAAAUAAUUGUAAUGAGAUUAAUGGACACAAUCAAAAUGUAAUUCCAACUAAUAAUCAACCAUCAUUUUUUUAUUAUAAUCAAAAAUUUGAUCACAUAAAUGUAUAUUUAUUAUCUAUAGCUAUUAAAACAUUAAAUAAAAGAAAUGCAUGUAUGUUUAAUUUUCUUUUUUCAUAUUUACACCAUUUCUAUUCAUCCAUAGAACCACGACAUUUUAUACAUAUAUUUCAUGUCUUAGUAAAAAAUACAUAUCGUAAUUUAAUAAAUGAAUCAAAGGGAAAUAACGACAAUGUAAAGUAUGAUAAUUGCACACAUUUGAGAAAAGAAAAUGGAGGAAAUAAUUAUAUGACCACUAUCAGGGAAAUAUAUCGAGAUAAAAUUAUAUGUUCAGAAAAAAAUUUAAUAGAAUUACUAACUAAAUAUUGUAUUGUAAAUAUAAAUUAUUUUUCUUAUAACGAUAUAGGUUUGAUAUGUGAAUCUCUUUGUUAUUUUUCCAUAAAGGACAACCCAUUUUCUGAAUAUUGGAAUGAUUUUCUUUUUUAUAUAUUCGAUUUAAAUAUAAAAGGAAAGGGGGAAAAUGGUGAAAUUCAUAUUAUAGAAAGCUCGAAACAAUGCGAAAAAUUAUGUACAAGCAAUAUUUUUUUAAAAAAUUAUGAACAUUCAGGAUUAUUUUUAGAAAAUAAAAAGUUAGCAUCAAAUUUUGAUAUGGAUGAUAAAUAUGUUGAAUUAAAUGGAAAGAAUGUACUAAGUAUACUUAAAUAUGUUUAUAAUUAUCAUAAUAUAUUUCCUGAUAUUAUAUAUAUAGGGACAAAAUUGAAACAUAUUUUAUUAAAAAAUAAUCUAGAUAUCACAUUACAUGAGUAUUCAGAAAUUUUAUAUUAUUUAAACUGUUUAAAUGAAUUAGAUUUAACAUUUUUGAAGGAAAAAACAAAUUUGUAUCAAUAUGAAUUGGAAUCCGAAUUGUUAAGUGCAUAUGAUAUAGAAUGUUUAUUAAAAAUAAGUCAGAUAUAUUUCUCUUAUUUUGUUAGUAUACCUUUUUUAAAUAUUUUUUUGAACAAUGUGCAUAAAAUAUCCACAGAAAAUAGUUUGAUAUUAUUAAAAUUGAUAUUAAAAUAUUAUGAGUGCAAUGUAUAUUAUCACAAAAUAUCAACACAAACAGUCGAACUUAAGAAUGGAUUGUCUUAUAAUGUAACGCAUAGCAAUAUAUCAAGUUACUGCUAUCAAAAAGGGAAAACAUAUUUUAUGGAUCAUAUGCCAUUAAACAACACACACUUUGAUUAUUCAUUUCGUGGAACUAUUCAAAAUAAAUAUAAUGAUGUUGUAAAUAAUAAUUAUAAAAUCAAAUUUAUUGAGGACGAUUUAUAUGAUGAAACAAACAGUUUUCGUGAUAACUCAAAUGAAAGUCAAAACUGCACAGAAAAUUUAAUUGAUUCAAAUGCAUAUAAUAAUAAAAAGAACCCAUAUUUUCAUAAUAAACUAACAAAUAAAUUAUUAAAAGGUGGAAGAAAAAAAAGAAAAAUAAACAAAAAUCAUGAUAAAGAUGACUUUUAUAGUGACAACAAUUUGAUAAGGAGCCUUUUUUUAUCCUUAUAUUCAACAUGCUCUGAAAUGAUAAAUACACUUUCAUACAAAGAAAUAUUUUUUUUAUGUGAUAUAUUAAAUAAAGAAAACUUUGUUCAUUAUGGUGUUAUUAAAGGAAUAUCCAAUAAAGUUGGUGAAGAUUUGAGCAAGUGGAAAUUAGCCAAUUUACAUGAGGACAAAAGUUACAUUGACAAAUACUAUGUCGAUUAUCUUGUUUUCGUGGCUUCAUUUAUUUGCGAUCACAAUAAUGAAGGAGAAAAUAUUAUAGAUUUUUUACUUGCCAUUUUUUUAAAUAAUAAAAAUGAUAAACAAAGUUUGGUACAAUCGAAACUUUAUUAUUAUUAUGCCUUUUAUUUGCUAAAUUUGAAAAUAGUGAACAAUAAAACAACAUCGAUUGAGCAUUUAAAUUUGGUGAUAAGAAAUGCUGCCCUAUUUAAUUAUUCCGACUUAUAUAAUAAUAUUUUGAUAUAUUUUUUAAAAAGUUGUAAAAAUAAUUAUAAAUAUAUUAUAAAGAACAGAAAACUUAAUUUCAAUGAAAAAAAAAAAAUACAAAAAAAAAAUUCUCAACCAUCCUCUAAAGAUGUUACAAUAAACAAUAUGUAUUAUUCAAAUGCUUAUAUUUUUAGUAUAAAAAGUUUUAAUAUAGAGAUGCUUAAAAUAUUUUUAUACUUGUGGAAUAUCAAUCAAUAUCGACCAGGUAGACGAUGUCUUGAUUUUAUAGUUAUGCUGAAUAAAUUUUAUGACGAUAUAAGUGUAAGAACAUAUAUUUGUUCAUAUAAUUUAAUUAAUAUGUUAAGUCGCUAUGUUCAUUUAUUGCAUAUUAAAAAAGAGGGAAGCAAAAAAAAAACAACAUCGAAUUAUAUUUUCUAUCUCAAUGAUCAAAUAAAAGGAGCUACAUUCCGUUUUAACUUAGAAAAUGUUUUCUCAUUAUUUAAUAAAGAAAAAAAGGACAGAAAUAUUUGUCUAGAAAAAAAGGUUUUUUUGCAAGAUGACGAUUCUGAUAAAGUUGAAAAAAUAAAAAAUAGUGAAAACUAUAUAUUGAAUGAUUAUAAGCAUAAAAAAAACAUUGUAACGAAAAAGGAGAUAAAAAACGCAAAACCGGCUAAGUAUUUCAAAAAUUGUAAAAAAGGGCAGCCAGUUGACCAUUUUCUAUCGAUGUAUGUAAAUGAACAUUCGAACUCUCAAUAA